UAUCACAACGGAGACAUUUUUGAAUGCUGGGAUCUGAACUGACGAAGUGACAGUGAGUGGAUUAUAACUGAAAAGGAUUUUGUUUUGGUGAGUUUUCUUAUAAACUAAAAUAUCUGAAAAUCAGUGGAAAUGACUGAGAAACUUGCAAUCGUAGAAAACUACCUGAGCUGCCAUGUGUGUUCAGAGACAUUCAGAGAUCCUGUGUCUCUGAGCUGCAGCCACAGCUUCUGUUCAAGCUGCCUGCAGAAAUUCUGGGAACAAACUAAAAACAAAAACUGUCCCAUUUGUAAGAGAAAAUCUUCAAGGGAUGAAACAUCUAUAAACAUUUCUCUCAAAGAACUUGCUGACUCCUUUGCUAAGAGGCAGAGUGAGAGCUCACCUGAGACAGAAAAAGAAAAGGAGGAAGAGAAGGAGGAGGUGGUGUGUGAUAAACAUCCAGACGUCCCUUACUGGUACUGUGAGGAUGAAGACAGAGCUGUGUGUCCUGUGUGUGAGUUUUCUCUCCACCAGAGUCACAAAGUGGUUCCUGUAGAAGAAGCAGUCAGUGACCUGAAGGAGCAGCUGAAAUCUGACUUAAAGUCUCUGCAGGACAAGAGGAACAAAUACAAACAAGUGGAGGAAACAUACAAUGAAAUGAGGGAACACAUGAAGAAGCAGCUGUUGUCCACAGAGAGGCAGAUCAGAGCAGAGUUCAACAAGCUCCAGCAGUUCCUGAAAGAGGAAGAGGAGUCCAGACUGGCAGCUCUGAGGGAGGAAGAGGAGCAGAAGGGGAGGACUAUCAGCAGAGAGAUGAAGAUGAUUGAGGAGCAGAUCUCCUCUCUGUCAGACAGCAUCUCUGCUGUUGAAGAAGAGCUGCAGAAACACAGCGUGCCAUUCCUCAGCAGUUAUAAAGACACUCAGAGCAGAGCCAGAGCCCAGAGCUCAGUGUCAGAUCCACAGCUGGUCUCAGGAGCACUGAUAGAUGUGGCCAAACACCUGGGCAACCUGUCCUUCAGAGUGUGGGAGAAGAUGAAGGAGAAGGUCCACUUCAGUCCUGUCAUUCUGGACCCAAACACUGCAAACUGCUGUCUCUAUCUGUCUGAUGAUCUGACCAGUGUGAGGCGUGGAGACACAAAGCAACAGCUUCCUGAUAAUCCAGAGAGAAACACUAAGUAUUGUACUCUUUUUGGCUCUGAGGGCUUGAGCUCAGGGAAACACAGCUGGGAGGUGGAGGUGGGAGACCAUCCUUACUGGAUUGUAGGUUUAAUUAAAGAGUCAGCUGAUAAAAAUGAACCUUGUGCAUCACCAGAAUUUGGAAUCUGGUGUUUAGAGCGUCAAACUGGAGAAUACACUAAUGGUGAUGGUCAGACUCUCACACUGAAGAAGAGUCUCCAGAGGAUCAGAGUCCAGCUGGACUAUGACAGGGGGGAGGUGUCCUUCUAUGACCCUGAAGACAUGACUCACAUCUACACUCACAGAGGCACUUUCACUGAGAAACUCUUCCCAUAUUUCAGUGUUGGAAAGGCAGGAGACGCCAAAACGUCUGAUAUCAAAAUCUGUCACGCUGAGAUUUUAUUGAAAACAAUGAUGAGGUCGACGUGAUUUUUUUUUCCUAGUCCUUAAGAACUUUUUUGACAGUUUUGUUUAUAUUGUUUUUAAAUACAGUAUAUCCCAUAAGGAUAAAUCGAAAUGUCAAUGUACAAUAUAUAUAAGACAUAUUAUCUGAAUAUUAGACUGAUUAUUUGUUCUUAGAGUUCAUUUAUUUUAGUUUCCAGCCUGGGUUUGCUCAUUUCAGUUAAGUUUUUGUUUUAAAAUUGUUUCAAUUUAGUUUAGUUUUGUUGUUGUUGUUUUUUAUUAGUUUCAGUCUUCUCAAUUAUUUUUGUAUGGAGGGCAUGUCUCAGAGGCAGGAGGCCCAGUAUUUUUGUUCUUAAUAAGUCU
Messenger RNA from Oreochromis aureus, 1917 nucleotides. RefSeq names its product tripartite motif-containing protein 35-like. Gene Ontology annotation, molecular function: zinc ion binding; protein binding. The record is from RefSeq and is a predicted model, not a curated record. The coding region runs from base 130 to 1581 and encodes 483 amino acids. The transcript has a single exon. Lineage: Eukaryota; Metazoa; Chordata; Actinopteri; Cichliformes; Cichlidae.